AUGAGCGUGGCGCUGCGGAACGCGCAGUCCGCCGUGCCCGUGCGCCGGGCCGCGCUGCGCCGCGCCGUGUGCGCCCUGCGCGCCGCCCUGGGUGCCUCCCGCUUCGACGUGGGGCUGGUCUGCGCCGGCAACGCGUUGAUGCAGCGUCUCAACGGCGCCUACCGACAGUGCCCGGAGCCUACCGACGUCCUCUCUUUCCCGUUCCACCAAGUGGCGGCGGGGGAGCUGCCGCGGCCGCGCUGCCGUGACGAGUACAACCUGGGGGACAUCUUCCUGGGGGUGGAAUACAUCCACCAGCAGUGCCGCGAAACCGGGGAGGACUUUGACGAUGUCCUGACGGUGACGGCAGCCCACGGAUUGUGCCACCUGCUCGGCUACCGGCACGACACGAAACCCGAGUGGCAGCAGAUGUACCAGAAGGAAGCGCAAAUCCUGGAAGCGCUGAACCGUCUCACGGGCUCCCGCCUGCGGCCCCUCACCGCCGGCCUCUUCUGA
Messenger RNA from Corvus hawaiiensis (hawaiian crow), 495 nucleotides. RefSeq names its product ybeY metalloendoribonuclease (gene YBEY). Gene Ontology annotation, biological process: rRNA processing. Gene Ontology annotation, molecular function: metalloendopeptidase activity. The record is from RefSeq and is a predicted model, not a curated record. Bases 1 to 495 code for a protein of 164 amino acids. The transcript has 3 exons. NCBI's taxonomy places the organism in Eukaryota, Metazoa, Chordata, Aves, Passeriformes, Corvidae.